Messenger RNA from Sycon ciliatum, 9728 nucleotides. RefSeq lists its product as uncharacterized. The transcript is spliced from 3 exons. The coding region runs from base 8330 to 8638 and encodes 102 amino acids. The record is from RefSeq and is a predicted model, not a curated record. NCBI's taxonomy places the organism in Eukaryota, Metazoa, Porifera, Calcarea, Leucosolenida, Sycettidae.
UAUUAUUCACAAACCCAACUCGUAAAAUAAAUAAUUAUGUGGACAAAAACAAACAGCUACUGAGCAGGGGCUGCACUGGGCAGCAGUGAUGGUGAGGUACCAGGGGCUCCACCGACCAAAGGUCUCGGCUUCAAUGCCACAAGCACGCACCAGGAAAAAGAAACAGAAAUGUAAAGCAAAGCUAGAUCUAGCUAUGGGGAAGUAGAAUGGGUAAAAGUACCGGUAGGUGUUUAGAAAAAUAAAAACAAGAUGAAAAGAGAUUGUUUAUUAUCAGUGUUUGGACUGAUGUACAAUGUACAUGUCAACUUCAUCAACCAAAACUUAUGAACUUUUUUAAUAGAUCUGAAACGAAACUCCCACAAAGAAGUGUAAAGAAAACAAGCUAAAAAACAGAAAAAUAAUCAGGCACCCAUUUUGAUAAUCCAGGGGAUGGCCCACGCCUGGUAAAAGAAUAAACAGAGAAAAGAAAAGAAUCAUAACAAGUUUUUCCAUGUAUGCAAAACACAGCUGAGCACUCUGAGCAAGGCCAGGUACGCGGAUUAGCGGGUCCGGCAAGCGACGAGCUCGAAAAAUUACAGGGAAUCUGUUGCCCAGUACCAGUUGCUGUCUCUCAGGUGUCGGUAGACCUUUGUCUUGAAUGACUGAAAACGUGUUUUGUGUGGGCACUGCGACAGCAGCCUGUCAGGAAGGGAGUUCCAUGCGCCAAUACAGCAGUACGGGAACGACCGCUUCACGACGGAUGGAGCUGAGACAGGGAGCGUGUCUGACAGUUGAUAGGCGUGGCUGGUGGCAUUAUUGUGCUGGUUCCUGGUUCUGGGGUUCAUUGGAGAAACGCGAAGUGUGGGGCUCUGAUAUGCUUGAUAAUGCGGGGCAGCCAAGUGACUCCAUGCCCUUUGAUUCGGGAUGUGUGUUGCUUGGCAGUGAACGAGUCGAUGAGUCAGUCUUGCAUUCAACCUCACUCCUUCAAGGGAAGUGUGGGCCUCAGAUAUGCUUGAUAAUGCGGAGCAGCCAAGUGACUCCAUGCCCUGUGAUUCGGGAUGUGUGUUGCUUGGCAGUGAACGAGUCGAUGAGACAGUCUUGCAUACAACCUCACUCCUUGAAGGGAAGUGUGGGGCUCUGAUAUGCUUGAUAAUGUGGGGAAGCCUUGUCACCCCAUUCCUCGUGAUUCGGGAUGUGUGUUGCUUGGCAGCGUACGAUUACUCCUUCUUGCGUUCAACCCCACUCCUUCAAGGGAAGUGUGAGGCUCUGAUAUGCUUGAUAAUGCGGGGCAGCCAAGUGACUUCAUGCCCGGAGAUUCGGGUUGUGUGUUACUUGGCAUUGAACGAGUGGAUGAGUCAGUCUUGUAUUCAACCUCCCUCCUUCAAGGGAAGUGUGGGGCUCUGAUAUGCUUGAUAAUGUGGGGAAGCCUUGUCACUCCAUACCUGGUGAUUCGGGAUGUGUGUUUCUUGGCAGUGAAGGAGUCGAUGAGUCCUUCUUGCGUUCAACCUCACUCCUUCAAGGGAAGUGUGGGGCUCCGAUAUGCUUGAUAAUGCGGGGCAGCCAAGUGAGUCCAUGCCCAGUGAUUCGGGAUAUGGGUUGCUUGGAAGUGAAGGAGUCGAUGAUUCAUUCUUCCUUUCAACCUCACUCCUUCAAGGGAAGUGUGGGGCUCUGAUAUUCUUGAUAAUGCGGGGCAGCAAAGUCACUCCAUGCCCGGUGAUGCGGGAUGUGUGUUGCUUGGCAAUGAACAAUGAGUCCUUCUUGCGUUCAACCUCACUCAUUUAAGGGAACAGUGGGGCUCUGAUAUGCUUGAUAAAGUGGGGAAGCCUUGUCACUCCAUACCUGGUGAUUCGGGAUGUGUGUUGUUCGGCAGUGAACGAUGAGUCAUUCUAGCGUUCAACCUUAAUCCUUCAAUGGAAGUGUUGGGCUCUGAUAUGCUUGAUAAUGCGGUAGCCAAGUGACUCCAUGCCCGGUAAUUCGGGAUGUGCGUUGCUUGGCCGUGAGUGAGUCGAAGAGUCAGUCUUGCAUUCAACCCCACUCCUUCAAGGGAAGUGUGGGGCUCUGAUAUGCUUGAUAAUGUGGGAAAGCCUUGUCACUCCGUACCUGGUGAUUCGGGAUGUGUGUUGCUUGGCAGUGAACGAGUCGAUGAGUCAGUCUUGCAUUCAACCUCACUCCUUCAAGGGAAGUGUGGGCCUCUGAUAUGCUUGAUAAUGCGAGGCAGCCAAGUGACUCCAUGCCCGGCAAUUCGGGAUGUGCGUUGCUUGGCCGUGAACGAGUCGAAGAGUCAGUCUUGCAGUCAACCUCACUCCUUCAAGGGAAGUGUGGGGCUCUGAUAUGCUUGAUAAUGCGGGGCAGCCAAGUGACUCCAUGCCCUUUGAUUCGGGAUGUGUGUUGCUUGGCAGUGAACGAGUCGAUGAUUCAGUCUUGCAUUCAACCUCACUCCUUCAAGGGAAGUGUGGGGCUCUGAUAUGCUUGAUAAUGUGGGGUAGCCUUGUCACCCAUAACCUGGUGAUUCGGGAUGUGUGUUGCUUGGCAGUGUACGAUGACUCCUUGCGUUCAACCCCACUCCUUCAAGGGAAGUGCGGGGCUCUGAUAUGCUUGAUAAUGCGGAGUAGCCAAGUGACACCAUGCCUGGUGAUUCGGGAUGUGUGUAGCUUGGCAGUGAACGAGUUGAUGAGUCAGUCUUGCAUUCAACCUCACUCCUUCAAGGGAAAUGUGGGGCUCUGAUAUGCUUGAUGAUGUUGUGAAGCCUUGUCACCCCAUUCCUCGUGAUUCGGGAUGUGUGUUGCUUGGCAGUGUACGAUGAAUCCUUCAGGGGAAGUCUGGGGAUCUGAUAUGCUUGAUAAUGCGGGGCAGCGAAGUAACCCCAUGCCCAGUGAUUCGGGUUGUGUGUUGCUUGGCAUUGAAGAAGUCGAUGAGUCAGUCUUGCACUCCACCUCACUCCUUCAAGGGAAGUGUGGGGCUCUGAUAUGCUUGAUAAUGCGGGGCAGCCAAGUGACUCCAUGCCCUUUGAUUCGGGAUGUGUGUUGCUUGGCAGUGAACGAGUCGAUGAGUCAGUCUUGCAUUCAACAUCACUCCUUCAAGGGAAGUGUGGGGCUCAGAUCUGCUUGAUAAUGUGGGGUAGCCUUGUCACCCAUCACCUGGUGAUUCGGGAUGUGUGUUGCUUGGCAGUGUACGAUGACUCCUUGCGUUCAACCCCACUCCUUCAAGGGAAGUGUGGGGCUCUGAUAUGCUUGAUAAUGCGGAGCAGCCAAGUGACUCCAUGCCCGGUGCUUUGGGAUGUGUGUUGCUUGGCAGUGAACGAGUCGAUGAGUCAGUCUUGCAUUCAACCUCACUCCUUCAAGGGAAGUGUGGGGCUCUGAUAUGCUUGAUAAUGCGAGGCAGCCAAGUGACUCCAUGCCCGGCAAUUCGGGAUGUGUGUUGCUUGGCUGUGAACGAGUCGAAGAGUCAGUCUUGCAUUCAACCUCACUCCUUCAAGGGAAGUGUGGGGCUCUGAUAUGCUUGAUAAUGCGGGGCAGCCAAGUGACUCCAUGACCGGUGAUUCGGGAUGUGUGUUGCUUGGCAGUGAACGAGUCGAUGAUAUAGUCUUGCAUUCAACCUCACUCCUUCAAGGGAAGUGUGGGGCUCUGAUAUGCUUGAUAAUGUGGGGUAGCCUUGUCACCCAUCACCUGGUGAUUCGGGAUGUGUGUUGCUGGGCAGUGUACGAUGACUCCUUGCGUUCAACCCCACUCCUUCAAGGGAAGUGUGGGGCUCUGAUAUGCUUGACAAUGCGAGGCAGCCAAGUGACUCCAUGCCCGGUGAUUCGGGAUGUGUGUUGCUUGGCAUUGAACGAGUCGAUGAGUCAGUCAUGCAUUCAACCUCACUUCUUCAAGGGAAGUGUGGGGCCUGAUAUGCUUGACAAAGUGGAGAAGCCUUGUAACUCCAUACCUGGUGAUUCGGGAUGUGUGUUGCUUGGCAGUGAACGAGUUGAUGAGUCAGUCUUGCAUUCAACCUCACUCCUUCUUCAAGGGAAGUGUGGGGCUCUGAUAUGCUUGAUAAUGUGGGGUAGCCUUGUCACCCAUUACCUGGAGAUUCGGGAUGUGUGUUGCUUGGCAGUGUACGAUGACUCCUUCUUGCGUUCAACCCCACUCCUUCAAGGGAAGUGUGGGGCUCUGAUACGCUUGAUAAUGUGGGUCAGCCAAGUGAAUCCAUGCCCGGUGAUUCGGGGUGUGUGUUGCUUGGCAGUGAACGAGUCGAUGAGUCAGUCUUGCAUUCGACCUCACUCCUUCAAGGGAAGUGUGGGGCUCUGAUAUGCUUGAUAAUGUGGGGCAGUCAAGUGACUCCAUACCUGGUGAUUCGGGAUGUGUGUUGCUUGGCAGUGUACGAUGACUCCUUCUUGCGUUCAUCCCCACUCCAACAAGGGAAGUGUGGGGCUCUGAUAUUCUUUAUAAUGCGAGGCAGCCAAGUGACUCCAUGCCCUGCAAUUCGAGAUGUGCGUUGCUUGGCCGUGAACGAGUCGAAGAGUCAGUCUUGCAUUCAACCUCACUCCUUCAAGGGAAGUGUGGGGCUCUGAUAUGCUUGAUAAUGCGCGGCAGCCAAGUGACUCCAUGCCCUUUGAUUCGGGAUGUGUGUUGCUUGGCAGUGAACGAGUCGAUGAUUCAGUCUUGCAUUCAACCUCACUCCUUCAAGGGAAGUGUGGGGCUCUGAUAUGCUUUAUAAUGUGGGGUGGCCUUGUCACCCAUAACCUAGUGAUUCGGGAUGUGUGUUGCUUGGCAGUGUACGAUGACUCCUUGCGUUCAACCCCACUCCUUCAAGGGAAGUGUGGGGCUCUGAUAUGCUUGAUAAUGCGGAGUAGCCAAGUGACACGAUGCCUGGUGAUUCGGGAUGUGUGUAGCUUGGCAGUGAACGAGUCGAUGAGUCAGUCUUGCAUUCAACCUCACUCCUUCAAGGGAAAUGUGGGGCUCUGAUAUGCUUGAUAAUGUGGGGAAGCCUUGUCACCCCAUUCCUCGUGAUUCGGGAUGUGUGUUGCUUGGCAGUGUACGAUGAAUCCUUCUUGCGUUCAACCCCAUUCGUUCAAGGUAAGUGUGGGGCUCUGAUAUGCUUGAUAAUGCGAGGCAGCCAAGUGACUCCAUGCCCGGUGAUUCGGGUUGUGUGUUGCUCGGCAUUGAACGAGUCGAUGAGUCAGUCAUGCAUUCAACCUCACUCCUUCAAGGCAAAUGUGGGGCUCUGAUAUCUGAUAUGCUUGAUAAUGUGGGGUAGCCUUGUCACCCAUUACCUGGUGAUUCGGGAUGUGUGUUGCUUGGCAGUGUACGAUGACUCCUUCUUGCGUGCAACCUCACUCCUUCAAGGGAAGUGUGGGGCUCUGAUAUGCUUGCUAAUGUGGGGAAGCCUUGUCACCCCAUUCCUCGUGAUUCGGGAUGUGUGGUGCUUGGCAGUGUACGAUGACUCCUUCUUGCGUUCAACCCCACUCCUUCAAGGGAAGUGUGGGGCUCUGAUAUGCUUGAUAAUGCGAGGCAGCCAAGUGACUCCAUGCCCGGUGAUCCGGGUUGUGUGUUGCUUGGUGUUGAACGAGUCCACGAGUCAGUCAUGCAUUCAACCUCACUCCUUCAAGGGAAGUGUGGGGCCGUAUAUGCUUGACAAAGUGGGGAAGCCUUGUAAGUCCAUACCUGGUGAUUCGGGAUGUGUGUUGCUUGGCAGUGAACGAGUUGAUGAGUCAGUCUUGCAUUCAACCUCACUCCUUCAAGGGAAGUGUGGGACUCUGAUAUGCUUGAUAAUGUGGGGUAGCCUUGUCACCCAUUACCUGGUGAUUCGGGAUGUGUGUUGCUUGGCAGUGUACGAUGACUCCUUCUUGCGUUCAACCCCACUCCUUCAAGGGAAGUGUGGGGCUCUGAUAUGCUUGAUAAUGCGGGGCAGCCAAGUGACUCCAUACCUGGUGAUUAGGGAUGUGUGUUGCUUUGCAGUGUACGAUGACUCCUUGCGUUCAACCCCACUCCUUCAAGGGAAGUGUGGGGCUCUGAUAUGCUUGAUAAUGUAGGGCAGUCAAGUGACUCCAUACCUGGUGAUUCGGGAUGUGUGUUGCCUGGCAGUGUACGAUGACUCCUUCUUGCGUUCAACCCCACUCCUUCAAGGGAAGUGUGGGGCUCUGAUAUGCUUGAUAAUGCGAGGCAGCCAAGUGACUCCAUGCCCGGCAAUUCGGGAUGUGCGUUGCUUGGCCGUGAACGAGUCGAACAGUCAGUCUUGCAGUCAACCUCACUCCUUCAAGGGAAGUGUGGGGCUCUGAUAUGCUUGAUAAUGCGGGGCAGCCAAGUGACUCCAUGCCCUUUGAUUCGGGAUGCGUGUUGCUUGGCAGUGAACGAGGCGAUGAUAUAGUCUUGCAUUCAACCUCACUCCUUCAAGGGAAGUGUGGGGCUCUGAUAUGCUUGAUAAUGUGGGGUAGCCUUGUCACCCAUAACCUGGUGAUUCGGGAUGUGUGUUGCUGGGCAGUGUACGAUGACUCCUUGCAUUCAACCCCACUCCUUCAAGGGAAGUGUGGGGCUCUGAUAUGCUUGAUAAUGCAGAGCAGCCAAGUGACUCCGUGCCUGGUGAUUCGGGAUGUGUGUAGCUUGGCAGUGAAUGAGUCGAUGAGUCAGUCUUGCAUUCAACUUCACUCGUUCAAGGGAAGUGUGGGGCCUUGAUAUGCUUGACAAUGCGGGGAUGCCUUGUCACUCCUUACCUAGUCAUUCGGGAUGUGUGUUGCUUGGCAGUGAAGGGGUCGAUGAGUCCUUCUUGCGUUCAACCUCACUCCUUCAAGGGAAGUGUGGGGCCCUGAUGUGUUUGACAAUGUGGGGCAGCCUUGUAACUCCAUACCUGGUGAUUUGGAUGUGUGUUGUGAACGAUGAGUCAUUCUUACGUUCAACCUCACUCCUUCAAUGAAAGGGUGGGGCUUCUAUAUGCAUGAUAAUGCGAGGAAGCCAAAUGACUCCAUGCCCGGUGAUUCAGGAUGUGUGUUGCUUGGCAGUGAACGUGUCGAGGAGCCAAACUUACACUCAACCUCAUGCCUUCAAGGGAAGUGUGGGGCCCUGAUAUGCUUGACAAAGUGGGGAAGCCUUGUAACUCCAUACCUGGUAAUUCGGGAUGUGUGUUGUUUGGCAGUGAACGUUGUGUCAUUCUUGCAUUCAACCCCACUCCUUCAAGGGAAAUGUGGGGCUCUGAUAUGCUUGAUCAUGCUGGGCAGCCAAGGGACUCCAUGACCGGUGAUUCGGGUUGUGUGUUGCUUGGCAUUGAACGAUUCGAUGAGUCAGUCCUGCAUUAAACCUCACUCCUUCAAGGGAAGUGUGGGGCCCUGAUAUGCUUGACAAUCCGGGAAAGCCUUGUAACUCCAUACCUCGUGAUUCGGGACGUGUGUUGUCUGGCAGUGAACGUUGUGUCAUUCCAGCGUUCAACCUCACUCCUUCAAGGGAAGUAUGGGGCUCUGAUAUGCAUGAUAAUGUGGGGCAGCUAAAUGACUCCAUGCAUGGUAAUUCGGGAUGUGCGUUGCUAGGCAGUAAACGAGUCGAAGAGUCAGUUUUGCAUUCAACCUCACUCCUUCAAGGGAAGUGUGGGGCUCUGAUAUGCUUGAUAUUGUGGGGAUGCCUUGAAACUUGUAACUUGUAACUCCAUACCUGGUGAUUUCGGAUGUACGUUGCCUGUCAGUGACCGAUGAGUCACUAAACAACCUCAAUCCUUCAUGGGAAGUGUUGGGCUCUGAUAUGCUUGAUAAUGCGGGGCAGCCAAGUGACUUCAUGCCCGGCAAUUCGGGAUGUGCGUUGCUUGGCAGUGAACGAGUCAAAGAGUCAGUCUUGCAUUCAACCUCACUCCUUCAAGGGAAGUGUGGGGCUCUGAUAUGCUUGAUAAUGUGGGGCAGCCAAGUGACUCCAUGACCGGUGAUUCGGGUUGUGUGUUGCUUGGCAGUGAACGAGUCUAUGAGUCGGUCUUACAUCAAAUAUCUGGCGACACUUUGUCUAAAUAGGCAAACCACUUAGGGUCCAGCAAUUCGAUUGUGGAGUCUGAUCCUCUGUCUGCCUGUCUCUCCCUCUCUCAUUGUCUCUCUCUCUUUCCCUGUCUCUCCCUUUCUGUCUCUCUUUGUCUGUCUGUCUCUCUCUCUCCCCUCUCUCUCUGUCUCUCUCACUCUCUCUCACUUUCUCUGUCUUUCUCUCUCUCUCUCUCUCUCUCUCUCUCUCUCUCUAUCUAUCUAUCUAUCUGUCUAUCUAUCUAUCUCUUCUACGACGUCAUCGAGGUCUGCUGCGGCGUCAUGAAGGUCUCCUACAGCAUCAUCUUGAUCUGCUGCAUCAUCAUCGAGGUCUGCUACAGCGUCAUGGAGGUCGGCUACAGCGUCAUGGAGGUCUGCUAAAGCGUCAUGGAGUCCUGCUACAGCGUCAAGGAGAUCUGCUACAGCGUCAUGGGGGUCUGCUACAGCGUCAUGGAGGUCUGCUACAGCGUCAUCCAGGUCUGCUACAGCGUCAUCGAGGUCUGCUACAGCGUCAUCAAGGUCUGCUACAGCAUCAUCCAGGUCUGCUACAGCGUUAUCGUGAUCUGCUGCAUCGUCAUCGAGGUGUGCUACAGCGUCAUCAAGGUCUGCUACAGCGUCAUUGAGGUCUGCUACAGCGUCAUUGAGAUCUGCUACAGCGUCUUGGAGGUCUGCUACAGCUUCAUGGAGGUCUGCUAAAGCGUCAUCGAGGUCUGCUACAGCGUCUUGGAGGUCUGCUACGGCUUCAUGGAGGUCUGCUAAAGCGUCAUCGAGGUCUGCUACAGCGUCAUGGAGGUCUGCUACAGCGUCAUGGAGGUCUGCUACAGCGUCUUGGAGGUCUGCUACAGCGUCUUGGAGAUCUGCUACAGCAUCUUGGAGGUCUGCUACAGCGUCAUGGAGGUCUGCUACAGCGUCAUUGAGGUCUGCUACAGCGUCAUGGAGGUCUGCUACAGCGUCAUGGAGGUCUGCUACAGCUUCAUGGAGGUCUGCUACAGUGUCAUCAAAAUCUGCCGCAGAGUCAUCGAAGAGACCAUCCACACGUGAUGCUGGCUUCCGUUGCUCGUCACACUGACGUGCAUCAAACUGGACAGUGGACAAGUGCAACACACUAUCGCUAUUGCAACCAAGGACUGUGAUGCAGUGGGCAUCGGCAUCCAGCUGGGGAUCGGACACAGAGCAGAGUUGCGGACAUGCAAGCCCAGUGCACACGUGCUGCGUGGAGGAGACAAACUUCACUUUGGUUGCCCUUCAUGGAGCGUUGGAAGAACGUGCAUCGGACUGAACUGUUGGCCACUGUAAUGCAUGGCAUUGCUGCUGCAAACAUCUACAGUGAUGCAGUGGACAUCAACAAUCAACUUAUAAUUUUUCAUGUGUCUGAAAAAAUAUUUUUUCCGAGUGUGCUGUUUGUUUGCCGCUUGUUGCCGCUAUCUUAGUUGUUGUGUGUGGAUCAUGGUCGUCGUUAUGUCAUAGCAGUGGGCUUGUGCACGUGUGUGUGAUGAGGAGAUGCUCCCCGCAUGAAACUAACGGUUGCCAGCAUGACUCCUUGUACCCCAUGGCCUUACAAGGAGCGCAACAUGUAUUCUUCCCCUAUUGUCAACCACUCAGCAGUUUACAGAUUGUUGAAUUCUAAUGCCGGGAGAGCUGGGUGAUUGGAUGUGACAUCGUUGCUUGUAACGUGCAGUGUACCAUGCUUCUGUGGCAUUAUACUGUGCAGGGCCUCGGGGGCCUUCCUGCCGCUUGAAACGUACACCCCAUGCUACUGUCAUAUUCGAUUAGUUGUUCAGUAUAA